Entrophospora sp. SA101 is the source of this 405-nucleotide messenger RNA. The record is from the annotation of a GenBank genome assembly. NCBI's taxonomy places the organism in Eukaryota, Fungi, Glomeromycota, Glomeromycetes, Entrophosporales, Entrophosporaceae.
AUGCAUCAUUUGCAUCCUUUCAUAAGACAAUCCUUAGAUACAGUGAACCAAUAUUUUGAUGAUUUAAUAUUGAAGGAUCAAGAUGUUUUGAAAGAUGAAAGUUGUUGGAACAAAGUUUUAGGGUGUAUUCCUAAUGAGGAAACUUGUGAUGACUUCAAUCCAUUAAAUGUCCCAACAAUCAAAUCACUCAAAGAGCUGGAUAGAUUUGGUAAGGAAAAAUCCAUGAUUGUAGGUUAUGAGAAAAUAUCAUUAAAUUCACAUAUAGAAUAUUUUGAACAUUUUGUUCAAAAUAUAGAAGCUGGAAAAAGAGAUAAAUUAGUAGCAUUAUUUAUUGGAUUUUAUCUUAAAAAAAAAGGAAAGAAAAAUUAUUUACUAGAAAAACAAACCACACAUGGUAAUAAAUAA